ACCGCGAGGGAGGGUAGAAAGGCGAGGAGGUUUUCGCGGCCUGCGGUGUGGUUCUAUUCGGAAACAGUAGUUAUCGCUUCAUUCUGAACCGACGGAUGUUUUACACGGACCUAAAUUCAAUUUGAAGCGGCGGGUGCUCUAAACGGUGCAUGAAGCUCUUGAAUAAAGCUCUUGAAAAGCCUCACCGGACUGAAGGGAAGUCAGAAAGAAGACCAGGAAGAGAACAGGAAAUAGCUUUUAGCAAGUGGAGAUGGCCUACUCUAACUACAGCACACUGAACAGGGCUCAGCUCACCUUCGAGUAUCUGCACACCAACUCGACAACCCAUGAGUUCCUGUUUGGAGCUCUGGCUGAGCUGGUGGACAACUCCAGGGAUGCCAAUGCCACCCGGAUUGACAUCUACACAGAGAAGAAACAAGACUUGCGUGGAGGCUACAUGCUAUGUUUCUUAGACGACGGCACAGGAAUGGACCCCAACGAGGCGACCCAUGUGAUCCAAUUUGGGAAGUCCAGUAAGCGUACACCAGAUUCCACUCACAUUGGCCAGUACGGGAACGGACUCAAAUCGGGUUCCAUGCGUAUUGGGAAAGAUUUUAUUCUGUUUACCAAGAAGGACAACACACUGUCCUGCCUGUUCCUGUCUAGAACAUUCCAUGAGGAGGAGGGGCUUGACGAGGUGAUCGUACCCCUGCCCACCUGGGAACUGCUGACCAGACAGCCAAUCACAGGCGACCCUGAGAAGUUCGCCAUAGAGACGGAGCUCAUCUACAAAUACUCUCCUUUUAAAAACGAACAGCAGCUGAUGGAACAGUUCAACAAGAUAGAGGGCAGCAGCGGUACUCUGGUGAUCAUCUAUAACCUGAAGUUGAUGGACACCAGAGAGCCAGAGCUGGAUGUGGAGACAGACCACCAGGAUAUCCUGAUGGCUGGAACCCCCUCAGAGGGAGUGAAGCCAGAGCGUCGGUCGUUCCGAGCGUAUGCUGCUGUCCUCUACAUCGACCCCAGGAUGAGGAUCUUCAUACAGGGACACAAAGUCAGGACCAAGAGACUGUCCUGCUGCCUCUACAAACCCAGGGUAUAUAAAUACACAUCGACUCGAUUCAAAACCCGUGCUGAGCAGGAAGUAAAAAAGGCUGAUCACCUCGCUAAAAUAGCGGAGGAGAAGGCUCGUGAGGCGGAGAGCAAAAGUCUGUCUCUGGAGGCCAAACUGGGAGACGACCUGUCCAAAGAGUCACGGGUCAUGUUGCGUAAGGCUCAGGAGGGGGCCAUGAUGCUUCGACGGGAGGCCGAAGUGAAAAAGAUGAUUCAGGAGUCCAAACAGAAAGCAUUGAAGGAGCCUAAGGAACUGAGUUUUAUCUUCGGGGUGAACAUUGAGCAGAGAGACCUGGAUGGGAUGUUUGUGUAUAACUGCUCUCGCCUCAUCAAGAUGUACGAAAAGACUGGACCUCAGCUGGAGGGAGGAAUGGCGUGUGGGGGUGUUGUGGGGGUAGUAGAUGUCCCAUACCUGGUUCUGGAGCCCACUCACAACAAGCAGGACUUUGCGGACGCUAAAGAAUACAGACACCUUCUGAGAGCCAUGGGAGAACACCUAGCCCAGUACUGGAAGGACAGCAACAUAGCUCAGAAGGGCAUAGUGAAGUUCUGGGAUGAGUUUGGGUACCUGUCUGCCAGCUGGUCCUCGCUCCCCUCGCCAGAGCAGAGGUACAAGAGACGCCGCGCCAUGGAGAUACCCCUCACCAUACAAUGUGAUAAGUGUCUGAAGUGGAGGACUCUGCCAUUCCAGAUGGAUGCGGUGGAUAAACGUUACCCGGACAGCUGGGUGUGUCUGAUGAACCCUGACAGCACUCAGGACAGGUGUGACGCGGCGGAGCAAAAACAGAACCUUCCGUGUGGGGUUCUGAAGAAGGACAGGCAGACGGCCGAGGACAAACAGAAAGAACUGACAGAGAAGAUUAAACAGCAGCAGGAGAAACUAGAGGCUCUGCAGAAAACCAGCACCAUCAAAUCAGCUGCAGAUGUGAAGAAGUUGCCUCUGGAUGUCAGCAUGAGACCCAUAAAUGAGAGUUCCUCCCAGGGAACCAGGUCGUCAGAGCGUGUGUCACGCCCUCGCUCCCCCCCUCUCCCAGCCCUCCUCAAGAACGCCCCCAGCCAGCCCCCAACCCUCAACCGCAAACCCACAUAUUCCCCUCGACCGACCACCCGGCCUGCUGCCCCAAUGCUCAGAAAGAUAAGGGUCUGUUGGUGGAGGUGCGUGUGAAUAAGGAAUGGUUCACAGGCAAAGUUGUUGCUGUGGAAACCAGUAAGCAGAGCGUUCGCUGGAAGGUGAAGUUUGACUACGUCCCCAGAUCCACCCCCAAGGACCGAUGGGUUUUCAAAGGCAGUGAGGAGGUGAGGUUGAUGCGACCGCCCUCUCCCCUCUCCCAGACCCCUGACACACAGCAAGGGGAGGGGACUGAGAAAGGCCCCCCCCCCAUGGAACCUGACACCACCCAACCAGGAACCAGUCGAGAGGUGACUGACAACCUGGUCACCAUGAUGAGGACAGUGCUGCGUUAUUUCUUCCCUCCUGAUUUCCGGAUCCCGAAGGAAGAUGUCAACAGCAUGACUGCAGAGGAGCUAGUGUCCUUCCCAAUGAAAGAGUAUUUCCAGCAGUAUGAGCUGGGUCUCCAGUCUUUGUGUAACUCGUACCAGAGCAGAGCUGAUGCCAGAGCCAAAGCUGUGGAGGAGAAGAGUAGCAGCGCUGAGACCAAACUCAGGGAGGCAGACGAAAAGCUACAGAAACUACGAACCAACAUUGUACAACUGCUGCAGAAAGUACAGGAGGACAUUGACAUAAACACAGACGAUGAACUGGAUGCCUACAUAGAAGACCUGCUGACCAAGGGGGACUAGAGAGGAGACACAGAGAGUAUGUCUCUCCACCCGGUGCCUGACUCAGACAGCACUGCCCCAUCUGAUUCUCAGAACUCUGGUCCGUCCGGCCUUCCCAACGUGUACUGUAGCUCUGUAGCUCCUCUACAGACGCCCUUUACCCAUAACCCCCUCCAUGGGGCCUGCUCGCCCCGCUCUACACAGUCUACUCCGUCUUCUGUUAGAUCUGCAGAUGGAGGAGAGGCAGCUGUUGCCUGAACUGGUGCUGUUGCUGUUUUGGUCCCUGAGUUUGUUUUUAUAAAACUGCAGUAUAUGUUUUUCUCUUUCUCUUUCUGUUCCUAUUUAGUAAGCAUUAGCAUGUUCUCAUAAUGGACGUGUAUUUUUAUUUAGUCCUUUUAUAUAUCAACAAUGUAUGUUAUAUACAAGAUAUGUUAAGCUACUGUAGGUUAAGCCAACCAGUCCUGAUUGACUGUAGAACUGAACUGUCAUCAAUCUGUAGGUGGUAAUCAGAUUCUGUGCACACACACACACACACGCCAGUCUGAGUAGGGCACCAAGCAUCCCCGAUCAAAGUUCCUGUGAUGUAGAUGACAGGCGUUUCUGUGAUUUCAGAAGAGGGUCUGAUGGUGAACUAAACCAUGGAGCAGUGAAGAUUCAUAUGUAUUCUCCAUAUUGAUCUGUGAUCAGGUGGAGAGAAAUUAAAUGAAUCAUAAACCAAUAAUUGGAUAACGUCCUGACCUCUAAUCCUGACCCACAACCCCUUUAUUACCACCAGUCAGUCAGAUGCAAAUCCAGUUCCAUUGAAUCCCAUAUUUGAUGUUAGCUGCCAUCACUCUGGUCUAGCUUUUUAAAGCAUGUUAAAGCAUUAAGUUUCAUCCAUUAUCCCAGUGUUGAUAAAUCAAAUCAGUGUUUCCUAGUGGCUUUCAACCUCCUCUCUCCCCACCCUAUCCUCCUC
Salvelinus sp. IW2-2015 is the source of this 3826-nucleotide messenger RNA. The record is from RefSeq and is a predicted model, not a curated record. NCBI's taxonomy places the organism in Eukaryota, Metazoa, Chordata, Actinopteri, Salmoniformes, Salmonidae.